GAUGGCGGCACCCAAGUCGGGUGUGACACGUGCUUCCACGGAGAGAAGUGUACACUGACGCAACAAGCAAGGUAGCACCUGGAAGAGAGGCAGGCCGGUGUAACCCUGGCCAGCCAGGCUACUUAGUGAGACCUCAAAAACAAAAAAUCCAAGAGGAAAGAGGAUGGUGCCACAUUUUCCCUGGUGAGAACCUGAGGACAGACCCUACCAUGAGUGUCACCGCAGAGGUCAAGAGUCGUGGGAUGAAGUUUGCUGAAGAGCAGCUGCUGAAGCAUGGAUGGACUCAAGGCAAGGGCCUGGGCCGGAGAGAGAAUGGCAUUACCCAGGCCCUCAAGGUGACACUGAAGCAGGAUACUCAUGGGGUGGGACACGACCCUGCCAAGGAAUUUACAGACCACUGGUGGAGCGAUCUCUUCAACAAGACUGCCGCCAGCUUGGUAGUAGACUCGGGGAAGGAUGGAGUGCAGAUAAGGCGUCUUUCUAAGGAGACCACCCAGCGCAGUCACCCCAAGCCCAGUUUGCUGUAUCAGAAGUUUGUGAAGACAGCCACACUAACCUCAGGUGAAGAGAAGCCUGACAGAGAUUUGGGGAGCUGCAGUGAUGUUGACAGCCAUGAACCCAUGCCCCCAAAGAUUCUGACUGAUGAGAUGCUACUCAAAGCUUGUGAGGGGCGAACAGCACACAAGGCUGCCCGGAUUGGAAUCACCAUGAAAGCCAAGCUUGCUCGCCUGGAGGCCCAAGAGCAGGCCUUUCUGGCUCGGCUCAAAGGCUCAAAGGCCAUGGACACCUCUCAACCACUGACCGACAGCAAGCCUUCCCAAAAAAAGAAAAAGAAGAGGAAGAAGAGAGAGGAGGAAGAGGCUGCAACAACUGAAAAGAGUCUAGGUGAGGAGGUCCUGGAACACACCGACAAGAGCUUCAGGAAAAGCAAGAAGAAGAAAAAGAGGCAGAAAGAUGAGAGAGGGGGACCGGCUAUAGGAAGUGAAGAGGAAGAGGCUGCAGGAGAGAGUGGACGUGGGGAACUGAGCACAGAGCAAUCUGAUCAGUCGUCCAGGAAAAAGAAGAAAAGGAGGAGGCAGCACCACGAAGAGAGGGAGAUGGGAGUCUGUGAUGAAGGAGGCAGAGAUGUGGCAGGCGGGCCAAAGGCAGUCAACAGUGGAGCAGUUAAAGACCCCAGGAGAAGCAGCAAGAAGCGUCAGAUGUGUGGGGAGGACUUGGAUACCCAAGAGGAGGAAGGGAAGGCUGACCUAAUGAGAGGAGAGAGAAAAGUCCAAAGAAAAGACAAAAGGAAAAGCCAGCAGUGCUAUGAGGAGCUCUUGGAUGUCAGCAAUAAAGAUGAUGGCAGGACUUGGGAAGCAGAGGAUGAGGUGGGCGAAGUCAGCCACACCCAAGAGAAAGCCAAAAAGAAGCGGAAGAGGGACUGAGGGUCUAACAUGGAUCUCGGCUCACUCCUUUUCAGGGGUAGCCUGGUUUGGGGCAGGUUUUCCCCACACUCCUCUGCAAGCAGCUCUGGAGCACCAGUCUGCUGAGGGGAGCCAAAGCAUUCUAUACUAGCUGAGGGGGUGAACGUGGUCCCCUGUGAAACUUCCUGUCCAAAAAGUAUAAACCUGGUGCCUGGCAGCUCACCAGCUAAAGGAUGGUGGGAAGAGGAACCAGGAUGCAGGAAUAUUUGGAGUGUCUCUUCUAAGAAAAGUCUGAAAAUGGAGACUUACAUGAAAGUCUUUUUGUUUUUGAGACGGUUUCUCUGAUAUAGCUUUAGCUUUCCUAGAACUCACAGAACUCCAUAUGCCUCUGCCUCAUGAGUGCUUAGAUCAGAGGCAUGCAUGCACUGACACCCUGCAAAAUGUUUUCAUUUUAAAUACCAUGAAGGUUAAGAGAAACGUACAUUGAUACGUAUGGGUUGGGUUACCCUCCCAGACUGCUUGUUUCUAAUCAUGAUUAGGUGAGAGCUUGGGCCCCAAGCUUAUAGGUCAUUCCCAGCAGGAGAAGGUCUGAACACAAAGGAGAUGGCACGCGGAGACUUGAAGAAAUUCUGUUAACCUCUGGGGGUCUUGCUACAAUGCUAAGCUGAAUUAGUUUAGAGGCGUCAUCUACCUCCCUGUGUAUUACAAAUAAGUAAGAAUCAUUCCUGGGUGGAAGAUAUCACACCUGAGUUAUUUUC
Grammomys surdaster is the source of this 2161-nucleotide messenger RNA. It is a transcript of the gene Gpatch4, whose product is annotated as G-patch domain containing 4. The record is from RefSeq and is a predicted model, not a curated record. Bases 210 to 1424 code for a protein of 404 amino acids. Gene Ontology annotation, molecular function: nucleic acid binding. The transcript has 9 exons. Lineage: Eukaryota; Metazoa; Chordata; Mammalia; Rodentia; Muridae. Gene Ontology annotation, biological process: regulation of ribosome biogenesis. Gene Ontology annotation, cellular component: nucleolus.